UGGUGGACGCAGGAUAUUUAUUAAUGACGAAUGGAGUUGAUUCAUCUUUCCACUUCAUGCACAGCGGUGUUGAUUCAACCAACCGCCUGUUGCUCCCGCGAAUAUUUCUGGGGCCCUGUUGUGUGGGUUACUGGUGCAAAAACAAGGUCGACAGGUAUACAGAAUACACACACAAAGACUCAAAUGUGAUAUGGACAUUCAAAUUGCUACUGUACGUCAACAAUGUUGAAACAGCUAGUGUCAAGGUUCCUACAACUUAAGUGCAACUCAGAUGUGACAAUGAACAGGGAUGAUGAAAUCUGUUGGUACCAUGGAAAGAUAUCUAGGGAAGCAGCUGAACAGCUUCUGCUCCAAGAAGAUGAAGUGGAAGAUGGCUAUUUUUUGGUCCGCGAAAGCAACACAGCUGCAGGGGAUUAUGUGCUGUCAGUUCAGUAUCAAGGACAAAUAAUUCAUUACCAGAUAAGAAGACACAAUGAAGAUGCCUUUUUUUCCAUAGACGAACACACCAUAAUCCAUGGGCUUGAAACUCUCAUAGAGCAUUAUCAAGAAGCUUCACAUGGAUUACUGUGUAAGCUUACAAAAGUGUGUAAGAAGGAUCCACCACCUCAUGAUUCAAGGCGACAUGGAAGGAUGAAUCUUCUUCAUCGAGCCACAAAAGAAGGGAACUAUACAGUUGUAUCUGAACUUCUAAAAUGUGGCUAUCGCAGCCUAGAAGCCAAAAAUCAGGAUGGACAGACAGCUGUUCACCUGGCGAGCCGUAUGGGAAAAGAUGAAAUUCUCAAAAAACUCAUUGAAAGUGGUGCUAACAUAAAUUGUAGGGAUACUGCUGGAUACACUCCAUUGCAUUAUGCAUGUCAGAGCAACCUCCCAAAUACUGUUCGGAUCCUUGUACAGAUUGGUUAUGCAAAUGUACAGGUUCGGAAUACGGAAACAGGCUGGGUUCCUCUCCAUGAAGCAGCAAGCCGUGGUCACAAGGAAGUGGUUCAAGUCUUGCUUUCCCUUAAUGCACCUCUCAGACCGAGAACCUUAGCAAAUGACACUCCUGCUGAUCUAGCUAGAAGGAACAAUCAUAUUGAAUGUGCAAAGAUAUUGUUGAACUAUAAGUGUCCUUUGCCUAAGACACAAAAGAAAGAGUGGUACCAUGGCACAUUAGAUCGAAGUGAAGCAGUUGCUCUUUUGAAAGAGUAUGGUAACAAGGAUGGCACUUUCCUGGUACGAUACAGUGAUCGUAAUGGUGGAAUGUACGUUCUGACUACAGUUCAUGCUGGACAUCCAUAUCACUUUCAGAUUCAGAUAAAGGGAUCUUAUUGUUUCAUUGAUGAUGGCCCAUAUUUGGACUCUCUGGAACAUGUAAUAGAGCACUACAGCACUAUGUCAGAUGGUCUACCUACAACACUACAGAUUCCUGUUCCUCCAAAACCAAAACCGCCAGUACCUGAAAUGCCAGCAAAUUUUUUGGCACUGAAUGGGUCUGCCACUAUGCCAUGCCGGAAACUGUUGAAGAGGUCUCCAAACAGGAGUCACAAAGUAUCACCAGUGUCAAGUGCUGCAGCAUCACCUGUAAACAGUAGGCGCGGCUCUCUCAAUUCUGUGCUGCCCAGUUGCAAUGACAUACAGUCUCCUUCAAUUGAAACAAACCAUUGUCUUGAUUUGUUACACUUAAGAUCAAUGAAAGGUCCCGAGCCGCGGCAGCAAGAGCUAAUACCCAGAGAAUCUUUAAAACUGGGUGAAGUUCUUGGUGAAGGGGAAUUUGGUGCAGUCUACCAAGGAACGUUCAUGCACCCAGAUGGAACUGUGGAAAAAGUUGCUAUCAAGACUUUACAUCAGGAGCAUGUGGAAAAAAAUCGUGAUGAAUUUUUGCGUGAAGCGAGAGUAAUGAUGAAUCUAAACCAUCAUUGUGUUGUAAGACUUAUAGGAGUCUCCAUGGGGCCACCACUUCUGAUGGUUCAGGAAUUAGUUAAGUUACGUUCAAUGUUAGAAUUUUUGCGGAAUUUCCCUGAGAAAGUUAAUCCAAAUUAUGAGCUUAAAUUAUGGGCUUCCCAAAUUGCUUGUGGUAUGAAAUACCUGGAGGAACAACGAUUUGUCCAUAGAGAUUUAGCAGCAAGAAAUAUCCUUCUUGCUUCAAGACAUCAAGCAAAAAUUAGUGAUUUUGGCCUAUCAAGAGCUUUGGGAGGAGAUCAUGAAUAUUACACAGCAACGCAGGGAGGUAAAUGGCCAAUUAAAUGGUAUGCACCAGAAUCAUGCAAAUACGCAACGUUUUCACACGCUAGUGAUGUGUGGAGCUUUGGGGUGACCUUAUGGGAGAUGUUUUCCUUUGGAAUGCAGCCAUAUGGUGAAUUAAAAGGUACUGAGGUAAUAGAAUUGAUAGAAAGAGGAGAACGUCUUAGCCAGACACCGCAGUGUCCAGAUGAGGUCUACAAAAUCAUGAAACGGUGCUGGGAGUAUUUUCCCAAGGAUAGGCCCACAUUUAAUGAACUGCUAGAAAUAUUUUCCUCUGAUCCUGAAUAUAUAAAUAUCAAAGAACUUGUAAUGGAAGCAACAAUUGUGUAAAUACUUUAAAGUAAACACAUUAGUGCCAUUUGAGAUUCUUGCUGAUUUUGUAGAAACAUUUUGUAGUUUCUACAUAAUAUGGCAGAAGUGUCAUUAUUGAAAGGUAUUAUUUUUUUAAUUGUAUUUAUAUGUCUAUGAUUGCAGUAUAAGAAUGUCAGCUGGGAGAGGAAGACAAAAGUUAACUGUAGGACUUGUAAUUUAUUAUGUACUGAAACAUAGACUCUCAUAUAAUAUAGAAGUACCAUGGACCUCAUUGUGUUAAGUUCAGUAAUAUUGCUUCUGGCAGUAUACAUCAGACCACUUGAAAUGUUUUAUGGAAAAAUGUCAUAAUUUGUCUUCUCAUAUACUCCCAGUAAUUGAAACUAUUGCAUCAUUCACUGAAGAGCAUUUCUGUGAUAAAGUUUCUUAGCUUUAAUAAUGGUACAAUUUUAAAAUUGUACAUAUUGUAAAAUGUUAUUUACAUUUUAGAUAUACAGUAUAUUUUGGUAUUGUUGCUGCAGAGUCAGAAAUUUAUCCAUUUAUAUUUACAUAACCCGUAAAAAAUACAAAGAUAAAUAAUCAUUAUUGCAUUCCUGAACUGCAUGUGUGUGUGUGUGUGUGUGUGUGUGUGUGUGUGUGUGUGUGUAAAAGAGGGUGAACUCCAUGAAUCAUAAACUGAUGUGUCUUUCCAUAUGCCACCCUUUUAGUGUUCUAUCUUUUCGCUGAUUACUUUCACUGCUGAAAAAACAAAAACAAAAGAAAAAACUUUUCUUGCUCUUAUAAAUUGUUAUUCAAGCUUUUCCCUUAAAUUUUUCUAUUCAGUUUUAUCUUUUUCUCGUAAUGUGUGAAAUUAUCGGAGGCCAGUAAGCCAUUACAGUUUUACUUUUUAUGUGCUGAACUAUGUUUCAAUGAUGUACAGGUAAUGCAUGUUAUAGUGUCAGAGUGAGUCUUACAUCCUGAACCUCAUGGCUGUAAAUCAGCCACUUUUUUCACAUCUUUUCUCUGAAGUCUGCUGCUGCAUAUUUUGAAGAAUGAGAGAGAGAGAGAGAGAGAGAGAGAGAGAGAGAGAGAGAGAGAGAGAGUGGCAUUAGUAGAUAAAAGUUUUGAUCUGGGCAUUGAGGUGUGCUUGGAUGACUCAGGCAGAUUUUAAUCUGCCAUGGCUUUUUUAAUUAAUUUUUAUUGGAUUAAAAUAUAUCUUGUGUACUGUGAAAAAAAUCACAUUGCCAUAUUGUGCACGAUCAGUAAUAAAAAUGAUUGCAUUCCCACCAACUAUACAUACUAUUGUGUUUUUCUGCCCAGUGGCUGAAAAAAUAUCUUCCGUUAAGGCAUUGUAUUGUGCCAAUAUGUUUGUCUUUUUGUGACUGAAUGAGUGGAGGUGUAACAUUUUCUUAAGUUGUAGCUUGAUUCUUCUCCUUUGCUUUUUCAUUAGAGAUUUCAUUGGGAGUACCACCUUGUUACUGACAUUGUUAAUUAUCUGUUGGAAGCAAGAGAUAAAUUUUAACAUAUAAUUGAUAGCUUAUGAUGGUUUGUCUCACCUGCAAGAGUCCGUUUGUUUUUAAAUUUUUCCUUUGCCAAAAGUUGCAAUAUAUGAGCCAUUAAGAUGAGUAUUGUUAAUGUAGUGCAAGUAUUGCAGUAAUAAUUUCUUUUCCAGUAAUAAUAAUCAUUCUGCUUAGGCCAUUGCAACUUAAUUCGUGUGAUUUCUGUAUUGUUUUCAGUUAAUGAACUGAAUCAUUAAAACUGCAUGUUAAUUCUUUGCAGUAGCAAAUAAUUGUCAUUUUAUAAGUGUCAGUAUAAAUAUUUUUAUGCCCUUUAUAUUCAACAUGAAACCUUUCUUUCAUGAGGCAGUUUCACAUCUAAAGAUGUUAGUUUUUGUUUUAAUUUUGACUACAUAAUAAAGGGACACAGUAAUAGUCAGAAAGUAUUCUAAUAAUGGUCUGAUUCUCCAACAGUUAUGUGCAACUAUAUUAUAACUGCAGAAUUCUCUGCAUAACCUUUGAAUGAAUUAUUACAAUGGUACAGGACAACGUUUCAAUAUUUGUGUAAUUCCUUAAAUCAGAUUUAUAGUGAGCAUCACUCAUACUGCAUCAAAUGAUACGAGGCCUGUUCAGAAAGUAAGCUCCGAUUGAUUGCCAAAUUGAAACCACAGUGAACAUCAGAAAUGUUUUACUUGUAACAAUUAGCUACACCUUUCAGCUACUUCUCUACGUAGUCGCCGUUCUGACUUAGACGUUUGUCAUAGCGUGGUACCAACUUUUCAAUAGCCUCAUCAUAGAAGGCAGCCGCCAGUGCUUUCCGCCAAUUCUCCACGCUGGCCUACACCUCGUUGUCUGUGUCAAAAUGUUGUCUUCAAAGACAGCGGUUCAUGUGACCAGAGAUGAAACUCAGGGGGAGACAAUUGCGGACUGUAUUGUGGGUAAUCUCACAUUUCCAUUUGAAAACGAUGCAGGAGCAUCUUCAUUGCCCCUGCAGAAUGCGGCUGAAAAUUGUCUUGAAGAAGAAACAGCACGACAGUUAUGUAAUGUUAGCUGCAUAGCUUCAGGCGAAAUUUCUCACCAGACCCUCGUACUUGGCGGCAGACACUAUUUUCUAGACAUCUUUACGCACUCACUGCGAGCUCAGAAAUGAGAAGAGCGACGUGAUGCUAACUGGGGUUAUACUAGAGACACUACCCAACACAUCUGUGCAAAGCUUUAUCGGAUUUUCAUAGUCGUUUCCAUUUCGCGACCGAUCGGAGCUUACUUUCUGAACGCCCCUCGUAUGUAUCUGCAAUUUUAACGGCUUGUGGACAGACCUGUACUGUGCAAAUGAACCAAAAUACAGGGUGGGCCUACAUGUUUUCUUUUUGACAACUAUAGGACUUGCAGAUUUGUGGCUUGUGAUAAUGAAAGAAUAAAGCACUAAGUUUUUAUUACGACAUCAAUAAACUUCAACAAGUGCUCUGUUUGUUGCUCAAAGAAUGUCUAAUUGAUAUUUAUUUCACAACAUACAGCAUUUGACAACAUUCCUUACGUAACACCAGCAACAGCAUCUGUUAUCCUUCCACUUAAUGUAUCCAGUCAGGUACUUGUGUAGUGUAAACUUUGUCCUUUACAUAUCCCACAAAAAGAAAUCCAAAGGCAUUAUGUCUGGUGAUCUUGCAUGCCAGUCAAUGGGACCACAUACCCAAUACACCUUACCAGGAAAUGUUUCAUUAAGAAAAUUUGUAACAUGUAGUCUCCAAUGAGGUGGCGCAGCAUUGUGUUGGAACAUUACAUCAAGCUGUGAGUCUCUCAGUUGUGGUUCUGCAGGCUGUUCUAAAUAUCCAGACGGAUGUUAGCUGUGAAUGAUUUUUUGACAAAAAAAGAAAGGGCCAAUGACUGUUGUGCAUCACCACAUCUCUAAUGUGAUCUAAGGCAAUGUAUGGACUUUCCAAACCCCAUAUCCUCAAAUUGUGCAUGUUAACUUUACCUGGUAUAUGGAAAGUAGCCUCAUCUGUAAAACAAAUUCGUUAAAGAUAAACUGACAGUAUGUCUGUCACAAAAACUGAUCGACAUGUUCCACCACUUGAUUGUAACGCAAGUCGUAUCUGGACCUUAUAUGCAUGCAAAUGCAACCUGUUGGGUAGAAUUCUUCACACUAUGGUCCUAGGAAAUCCAAAUUCACAAGGUGUGUGCUGAGUACAUUUGGAAGGUCUUUGUAAGAAUGCCUGUUGCCUAGCUCUAACACUUUGUUCACUAGCAAAAUGCUGCCCUGUUCGUGGAAGAUCCAACAUCUAACACACUGCCACUCUGUUUAAAAUUCAUGCACCACACAACAAUACUCCUUAUAUCAGGCACUUUCCUUUUCUAGUGUCUUCAAAAUUUUUGCUGCGCAGUAAUUGGAAAUUUUGUCUCAUGAUACCAGAGAACACUGUGCUGCCGUCUCCUCGAGUGACGCAGUUUUACACUGACAGCAAUUAUAGUGCUCUCUACUCAGCUUCUACCUGCAACAAAGAUAUGCAAACAAACUUGAUGAUUUAUUCUUUCAUUUCUCACAAACCACAAAUUUGUAACUUCUAUAGUUUUUUUAAAUAAAUAUAAGACCCUUAAUAUAUAAAUACAAGACUUCAGACCCAACCUUUUAUUCCACGUUCCAGAAAUUAAAAUUAACAAUUACAGUACAAGACAUAAUUCCAGUGGUUUUUGGGGUGUUUUAAUAGUUGUGCAGCACUGCUCAGUGUUUUAUUACCGUGACCACUUUUCAAUUUGGAGUUUAGAUGAGUCAUCAGGAAAUGCAUUAUUUGUUUCUUGUACUAUUUUUUAUCAUUGUUGUAGAUUAUUUUAAAAAUCAUCUUUGCUAAAUGUGAACAGUAAUUUCAAUAUUUUCAUGGCUUUUAUUUGAUAUUAUAAAUUAAUAUCUCAGAAAUAUUGUGAAAGCCAAUAGUUUGUAUAAAUAAUGUUGCAUUUUUAAUGUUUUUACUCAUUUUUUAAAUCCAGUUUCAUUGUUAUAUAUUCAUAAUUCCUGUGAUUGCACUCUGUCUCAAAUUUGAAUUUUUGACUUCUUGUAUACUGCAGUUAUUCGACAAAUGGCAAAUUGCAUAUGUUAUUGUUAAAAUAUUUGUAAAUGUUAUUAUUUAUGACAAUAUAGCUUCCAAUUUUAAGAUUAAUUUGAAGUCAUUGAACAAAUUACUAUUGGAAGGAGUUUCACUACAACUAGUGAAAUUUUAUAUGAUUUAUUUGCAGGCCACAUUCCAACUGUAUUUAUGUGUGACCAUUCACUGUGAUGUCAUUGUAAUAAAUGGUUAAUAGUAAAUAAUGUUGUUUAUGGAAAAGCAAAU
Schistocerca nitens (vagrant locust) is the source of this 7324-nucleotide messenger RNA. RefSeq names its product tyrosine-protein kinase Shark (gene Shark). The coding region runs from base 223 to 2550 and encodes 775 amino acids. The transcript is spliced from 16 exons. Gene Ontology annotation, biological process: protein phosphorylation; cell surface receptor protein tyrosine kinase signaling pathway; cell differentiation. NCBI's taxonomy places the organism in Eukaryota, Metazoa, Arthropoda, Insecta, Orthoptera, Acrididae. Gene Ontology annotation, cellular component: extrinsic component of cytoplasmic side of plasma membrane. Gene Ontology annotation, molecular function: ATP binding; non-membrane spanning protein tyrosine kinase activity; signaling receptor binding. The record is from RefSeq and is a predicted model, not a curated record.